Ilex paraguariensis (yerba mate) is the source of this 1133-nucleotide messenger RNA. The record is from the annotation of a GenBank genome assembly. Lineage: Eukaryota; Viridiplantae; Streptophyta; Magnoliopsida; Aquifoliales; Aquifoliaceae.
AUUUGGAAAAGAUAGAUAAGAGGGUGGGCUAAAGUGUAAUUUUCCCCUCUCAGAAUUUCAUCCCAAUCUCAUCAUUUUGUGUGGCAUAGAAUGAGAUAGCCUUUCUUAGAUUUCCACUCUCUUUCCUCCUCACACUCACACCCAAAACCACACCACUCCUCCACAGCUCCAAAAUCACACACAUACACAGAGUGUAGUACCAGCAGCAGAGGUUCCAAUGGCCAACAUGAUCAUGGCCUCUUCCAAAACCCUAAUCACAUCCUCCUCAACUCUCCCCCCUACCCCAAAACCCAAACUCUCUCUCCCCAAACUACAACUACCCAACUUCCCAAACCCCCCAAAAAUUCUCUCUCUUCCCCUCCCCACCACCACUCCCACCGCCCUCAAAUCCAUCUCCGUCAUACUCGCCACUUCUCUUGCGGCGGCGCCACCUUCACUCGCGGAGGAGUUCGAAAAAGCCGCCCUCUUCGACUUCGACCUCACACUCCCAAUCAUAAUGGCCGAAUUCUUGAUCCUCAUGUUCACACUUGACAAGCUUUACUACUCCCCACUUGGGAAAUUCAUGGACGAGAGAGACGCGGCCAUUAAGGAGAAGCUGGCGAGCGUGAAGGACACGUCGGCGGAGGUGAAGCAGUUGGAGGAGCAGGGUACGGCGGUGAUGAGGGCGGCGAGGGCGGAGAUAUCGGCGGCGCUGAACAAGAUGAAGAAGGAGACACAGGUGGAGGUGGAGAAGAAUUUAGCGGAGGGAAGGAAGAAAGUAGAGGCUGAGUUGCAGGAGGCUUUGGCUAAUUUGGAGAAACAAAAGGAGGAAACUGUUAAGUCUCUUGACUCUCAGAUUGCUGCUCUUAGUGAUGGGAUUGUCAAGAAGGUCCUCCCUCUCUAAUUACUCUUUAUCCCCCUCUAAUUUUCUGUAUUUAGAGAGAGAACAUAAAGGUUUAUGUGAUUAUAAUGACUUACAAUCCUUUUGUGUGUGUGUGCCUAGAAUUGGAUUAAUGUGUACUGAUUCUAUGAAAGAAUUGCAUAUUAUAAUUGUGAAAUACAUACUUAGUUUUGGUCGUUUUUAGCUUCUUGGUAGCCUUAUUAGCAGCGCACCCGUAUAGAAUAUAUUUUUUAAUUUUUUUUUUCUCUUUCCC